Xiphophorus maculatus (southern platyfish) is the source of this 6759-nucleotide messenger RNA. RefSeq names its product transient receptor potential cation channel subfamily M member 4-like. The record is from RefSeq and is a predicted model, not a curated record. Gene Ontology annotation, biological process: calcium ion transmembrane transport. Lineage: Eukaryota; Metazoa; Chordata; Actinopteri; Cyprinodontiformes; Poeciliidae. Gene Ontology annotation, cellular component: membrane. Gene Ontology annotation, molecular function: calcium-activated cation channel activity; ligand-gated calcium channel activity. Bases 38 to 3808 code for a protein of 1256 amino acids. The transcript has 28 exons.
AGCUUUACCAUCAGAUGAUAUUCCGACUCAGUACAGCAUGGUGGCGCAGCUGGAGAAAGACAGGGAGGGAGGCGGAAGAAAGGCUGGGAACAAGAAAGAAAAGGAUCAGAGCUGGAUUCCCAAGACCAUCAAGAAAAGAGUGUGCACAACUUUUGUUGAAAACACUUUGAGUAACAGUGGGCUCUGUCAGUGUGGUGGGGUGCAAGAAUUGCAUGACUCCGUGGCAACAGGAGACUACUUCGGAGCAGCAAUUGUUACCCAGUGGGACAGCCAGCAGCACUCGUCUGAAUAUCCCACAGAUGCUUUUGGAGAGUUGGAGUUUGCUGGAGCUGGACGCAGACAAAGCCAUUUUCUGCGGCUAUCAUGUGACACACCUCCACAGGUCAUCUACACUCUGAUGACAGAACAUUGGGGCUUACCCUCCCCCAACCUCGUGGUAUCAGUGGUGGGAGGUGAGGGACAUGAGAAGAUUAAGCCGUGGGUGAGAGAUAUCCUAAGAAAAGGGCUGGUUAGGGCUGCACAGAGUACAGGGGCAUGGAUUUUGACAGGGGGGCUGAAAGAGGGUGUUUCCCGGUGUGUAGGAGAGGCUGUGAAAGACCAUGGGGCUGCAGCUUCAACUGUGUCCCAGAAAAAAGUCACUGUGAUUGGCGUGACAUCUUGGGGUCUGGUACACAACAGACAGCAGCUUGUCAAUGCCCAGGGAAGUUUCCCAGCUCGUUACCAUGUCCAGAACACAGCAAAUGAUACAUACUGUUUGGACAACACCUGCCAAGCAUUCCUCUUGGUGGACAAUGGGAGUAUUGGCCAGCGAGGUGGAGAGACAGUCUUUCAACUUAAUCUGGAGGACUACAUUUCCCAUCAGCGCACAGGCAUCUGGGGUAGUGGCAGUAUUGAAAUUCCUGUCAUUUGCAUGCUUAUCUCAGGAGAAACCAGAAUGUUGGAGAGAAUAGACACAUCCCUCAAAAAAGCAACGCCCUGGUUGGUUCUUGCUGGUUCUGGUAAGGCAGCAGAUUUCAUCACUGACUUAUCAGCAAUGGUCUUCAGCCCUACCCCUCCAGCAGCAAAUGGGGAGGCUGGCAAGAGUGUCAGCGCAGAGUUCUGUGACUGGGUUUGUGAGAAGGCCCGGAAACACUUCCCAGCUGAGGACGAGUUGGAAAAACUGGUCAAUACUGCUAUGAGUAUUUAUCAAAGGAGAGAUCUCAUUACUGUUUUUCAUGGAGAGCAGGAGGGUUCUGAUGACUUCGACACAAUUCUCCUCAAAGCCCUGGUGAGAGCUAGUAAACGUUUAACCAGUAUGGCCAGUGAGUACACAGAGGAGCUAAAACUGGCUGUGGCCUGGAAUCGAGUAGACAUCGCAAAAGCUGAGCUCUUCAAUGGAGACAUACAGUGGAAGUAUGAGGACCUUGAGGACUCCAUGACAGAUGCUUUGAUCAAUAAUAAGCCCCAGUUUGUGCGUCUCUUCUGUGAUAAUGGUCUCAACAUCCUGAAUUAUUUGACAAAUAAUCGCUUGGAGAGCUUGUAUCGCUCACUGUCAGAUAGCUUGCUGGCAUACAUUCUACUCCAGAGGCGUCUGAGUGAGAGACAGAGCCUGGCUGGAUCUCAGCUCUCUGUGGACAGAGCUGCACCAGGUGCCAUGGAGACUUUCCAUAUGGAAGUAAACACAGGUGCUUCAGCAAAGGAUCUUAGUUUGUUUGAGGUAUCCCGCCUGCUGCAGGAUCUCUUAGGUGAUGUCUGUGAGCCUUUCUACUAUGGAGCUCUGGGUCUUGACCCCAGGAUGGGCACUAGAAGAGCACUGAAGCAAGUCAACAAACUCCUGCAGGGCGAAUGUAUAUAUAGCAACCAGUGCUGCCUCUCACCCUGGGCAGCUCUCUUCAUUUGGGCUGUUUUACAGAACCGCACUGAAAUGGCUAUAUACUUCUGGGAAAUGGCAGGGGAGUCUGUGCUAAGUGCUCUUGGUGCCUGUAAGAUUCUGAGGGAGCUUUCCAAACUGGAGAAUGACUCAGAGAACAAGCUGGCCAUGAAACAAUUGGCACAGAGGUUUGAGAAGCUGGCAAAUGAUGUAUUUGGUGAGUGUUACCAAAGCAGUGAGAGCCUCUCCUUCACACUCCUUAUAAGGAAGUCUCCUGUGUGGGGCGGGGCUACAUGUCUGGAGAUGGCCACGGCAGCCGAUGCCCGACUGUUCUUCAGUCAUGAUGGUGUUCAGUCUCUGUUGUCUGAGAUAUGGUGGGGUGACAUGGAGAGGUCUACCAAGGUCUGGAAGCUGAUUCUCUCUUUCCUCAUGCCUCCGCUCAUCUACACCAAUCUGAUCAGCUUCAGGGUACCAGAAGAGGAGAUCAAACCUUGUCCAGUUCAUCACAUCAGAGACAAUGACAGCGUAGAGGGGAAUGAUGCCACUGUCUUGUCCAUUUCCGACAUCAUACAAAACUGCAGUGAGGAAGACAUGGAGGAAUUGAAGACCCUGAAGGAAAAAUUAAAAGACUCCAUGCAGACUAAUUCCAAAAGACCGUUUAUCGUGUCAAGGUGGAGGCAGUUUUGGUAUGCCCCUGUGACCUCAUUCCUGGGCAAUGUGCUGAUGUACUUCCUGUUCCUUUGCCUGUUUGCCUAUGUUCUGUUGGUGGACUUCAAAAGUCCUCCCCCAGACGGCCCCUCCACUCUGGAAUUGGUGCUUUAUUUUUGGGUCUUCACAUUAGUAUGUGAAGAGAUCCGACAGACAUCUUUGGGGGGCAGUUUAUUUUUGCUCCAAAGGAUGAAGAAGUACAUUCAGGAUGACUGGAACAAGUGUGACCUCACAGCCAUUCUUCUUUUUCUUUUGGCUCUAAUCUGCAGAAUGUUUCCUUGGUCAUUCAAUCUUGGACGAGCUGUUAUGGCCAUAGACUACAUGGUCUUUACACUUCGUCUGAUCCAUAUCUUUGCCAUCCACAAACAACUUGGACCCAAAAUCAUCAUUCUUGGAAAAAUGGUGAAAGAUGUUUUCUUUUUCCUUUUCUUCCUGGGUGUUUGGCUGAUGGCCUAUGGCGUGGCCCAUCAGGCACUCCUCUUUUCAUAUGAUCCCCGGUCUAAGUGGAUUUUCCGCAGAGUGUUCUACAGGCCAUAUUUGCACAUAUUUGGACAAAUCAAUAUUCAUGAAAUGGAUGCCGACAAACUGGAAGAACGGACCUGCACUUACAACCAUUCAGAAAUUGAUGCAGGAGCAGAACCCUGUCUGAGUACCUAUGCAAACUGGCUGGUUGUAAUCCUCCUUGUUAUCUAUCUGCUGUUUACCAACAUAGUGCUGGUCAACCUACUCAUUGCCAUGUUCAGCCACACCUUUUCUAAAGUUCAGGAGCACAGUGACAUCUACUGGAAAUUUCAGCGUUACAAUCUCAUUGUGGAGUACCACUAUAGACCAUGUCUGGCACCACCAUUCAUCAUCUUCUCCCAUCUUCACAUUCUUAUCAAGAGACACAUCCGCCAGAUUCCUUCUGCCAAGAGUCAGCACUUUGCUAUGGAGCUACAAGGCAGGAAGGCAAGCCGUCUGAAUACAUGGGAGGCUGUGCAAAAAGAGAACCUCUUGUCUGCUCAGAAUAAGCAGCAGAGAGAGAGCGACACAUCACGACUUCAGCGGACUUCUGUUAAGGUGGACAGUGUUCUGAAGCAGCUGGCAGAAAUCCGAGACCACGACCGAAGGCUGCGUCUACUUGAGACGCAGCUGAAUUACUGUUGCAGCGCCCUCUCCUGGAUGACUGACGCUAUGUGUCAAAGUAAUGUGAUCACAACUAAUCAGCCUCCUCCACUUCACAAAGAUGUUACGCAACUGUCUACAACCUGAACUUCAGGGCCACAUGCUAAUGCAGAAUUACUUUUGGAUCAUGGGCAUUUUAAUUCUGUGGACCACUUCUGAACACAACAAUCUCUUGAUUAACCCUAGCCAGCGUUCUGGCUAAACAUAAUUAUCUGCUUAAACACUAAUCGUGGGGCUUUUUUUGUAACCCAAAGUCAUGGAUCAGUGAAUGUUUACUUUGUUUUGACUGUCUUUGGACAGUGCACUCAGGACAUUUAUGUUGCAAGAUCUAUAGUUUCCUAUCCUGACAUGUUUUGUUGCAUGAUGUAUCUAUAUUUUCUAUAUGUAGUCUAUAUUUUCUGCUGCUUAAGGGAAAGGCCAGCAUGUAAUCUAACUCUUUUACUUCUUUAAAAUUUGUUUUCAGAGCUAAAUUAUGCACUGGUCUUUGGUCAUUGGAGAGCAGCUAUAACUAGUUAUGCUACCAAAGUUAGCCAUGUAAGAAUAAAUUAAAAUAUUCAUGGUCAUAUAAAAUAAAAUGGGACCAUCUCUGGGUUGUCUGAAUUCAUUAUUGCUUCACUAAAGAAUUUUCUCUACAUGCUGAAAAACUACUUUUAUGUUAAAUAUGUUUCUGGACAGUUUUUUGUGUAUACCCCAGGGGUGUAAAUUAAAAAUUUUCUCCACCAGCCACAGUGACUGGUAGAGAAUUUUUUUUUAUUGGCCACUCAGACAUUUCACCAGCCACUUUUUUUUUUUCUUUCGAUUACAAACCCCACCAGUACAAGUACAAAUGUACCUGUACAGACUAAUUUAAGAUAAAGCAUGGAUACCUUAACAGGGGUGUAGUGCAAUAAGUUCACUUGAAGUAAUUACCAACAGCAAACUUUAACUAACACAACCCGAACAUUCUUGCUAUCAUUUCCAAUGUUGAACAUUUCUGCAUUUUGGCUACAACUCUCCUAGAUAGUAUUAAUUGAAGAUGUGUCAAGUCAUAUACAAACAUUUUUAAAUGGUAUCAAUAGCUGUUUUCUGACUAUUCUAUUUGUUUUCCCUUACUUAUUAUGUAUUGAAAUUCAGAAUUAUUCUUAUUACUAAAAUAUCUCAGAAAGUUUUCAUUAUUAAUUCCAUGGGCCGUCAUCAUUCCUGUGUUAUCACAGUAUUUUUCUGACCGCCUGCUAGCUUAGUGUUGGCUUCCACUUCCCAGACUCACUCACACACACACCUGUCCUCCUGCCUGCUUCAGCUAAUCUGAACUCUUCAUCAAUCUUUCCCUGGUCGCAUCUCUUUCUCUCAUCAUCCUCCUCCGACGAUAAUGAAUCCCCUCAAUCACUAAUUCUCCCUUCUUCUCUACUAUUGAAUCUGCUCCAACAGGUAAAGUUUGCGUUGUAAACAUAUCAGUUAGUUUGACACAUUUUUCUGAAUGGGCUUAUGCACGUUUUAGCUUUUGUUGUCAUGGUUUUUCUGACUCGACCCGUCUCGUAUCCGUACACUUUUUUUCGGAGUCCAGUAGGCUGAAAUGGCGCUAUUUAUAACCUUGUCGGAGAGGGGCGGGCCAAGUGGGACUGAGGGAUUUCAUUGGAUAAGCUCAAUGACUGUCAAUAAAAUCAAACCAUGGGCUGUUGUGGUCAAUAAAAAUUACAUUUAAUAUACUCCUUUUGUUAAAUUAUGGGCCGCCAGAUAUGGACAGUAUGUGCAUCAGUCUGUAGUCCAGACGAUCAGUCCUCCCAUUCUGUUCAGCUACAUUCAGUUUGAACAAAAGUUCAAACUUUUUUUUUGUUCAAAUUGUCAACCCGCCACAGUGACUUGGAUCAGGUGCAUUGCUCCGAUUUAGAUGCCACUUAAUACUUUUACCCGCAUUUGGUCAGUGGCAGGUGCCAAUUUCCAUCUCUGGUGUACCCCAUGAUCACUGACAUGUAUGUCAUCAUAUAUGUGCCAUCAAUUUCAUUACUAUUAUUACUAUUACUAUUUAUACAGAGACAUAUUUUUCUCUAAAUUAAUUUUUAGACUCAUUUUUAUUUUGGACCACAUCAAGAUCAGGAAAACCAGAAAAGACUGUUUGUGGUAAUAAGUUGUUAAAAUAUUGUAGCUCUCGCUGUAUUCAAUGAGUACUUCUUAAAAUUAAAUAUUUAAUAUCUUACAUCACACUGAUGUAAUUUGUCACUAUACAAAUAAAACCUGUUUUAAUUUGACUGAUAAAAUAAUAUUUAAUCAUACAAUGGUUGUCUUUAACUUCUAUUUAUGCAACCCUUUUGAGCCUUGAGGACUUUAUAAAUAGCUCUGGUAGGCCAAAUUUGGUCCAUGAUCCUUGAGUUUGACACCUGUGGACUAAGUAAAUAGAAUCCCUGGGGUUUCCAGACUUUAUUUUCAUCUUCGUAUUUGUAAUGAAGGUCUUCAUUACUUGGAUGAAAACACUUAAAAGGGUGUGUUGAAUGAUUAGAGACAGAUACAGAUUGAAGUAUUUUAUUGUUUGUGUGUUUUUGUGCAGUGGCAUCUCAGCUGGAACUGAUGGUGUCCUGUUAAAAUAAAACAAACAAAUGGAUGGGUCUUGUAACUGAAAUACACUGAAAUGUUUGCAUAGAUGUGGCUUACCUCUGUCUCUUCCUCUGCAGAGUGUUCAGGCUAAAAGAUUCCUCAGAGGCCUGAGCACCUUAUAAAGGUUCUGGAAGAGACCAAUGGAGAUGAAAGAGUGGGAGCGAUAAAACUAUGCAUUUUAGAAGUUUAAUGAUUUGACUUAUAGUUAUAGAAAGGUAUUAUUAGAAAUGAAACUGCUGCUUAAAAAUGAAGAGUGUUUGUUAAUAUUGUGUUGAAGAUUUGGUUGUUUUGUCAAGAUUGUUUGUAUAUAUGUAUUUUGUCCUACCCUGUUUCUUGGUGGGGUUGUUAAUUGGAGCAGCCAGGGACUAUAGGUGUGGUAGGUGUGGUUGCUGCUGAGACCCAUAGCCGUUGUAAGCAGGAUUGUCUAUGUGUUAAAUGUUGGAGAAUAAACACCCGGUUGGUCUGCACUA